UCCUUUUCGUCAAGGCCACCAAUUGCCCCAAAGCUCUGCAGGAAUUCAAAUGGUCCUCAUUACAACUGCAUCUUAUGAGAGAGCAUACAAAGAAAUAAAGCAAGAUUCUGUUGAGGGGAAUUGCAUCAUUUUUAUUGCUUCUGAUGUCGAUUCAAUUUGUGCUUGCAAAAUCUUCCAGGCUCUUCUGAAGGGUGACAUGAUUCAACACAAGAUUGUUCCUGUCUCUGGUUAUAGAGACCUUGAGAUUGCCAACGACAAACUUGUUAAGCGAGACAACGACCUUCGAUCAAUUGUUAUGAUAAAUUGCGGAGGCUCAGUUGAGUUGAGUCACUUUUUCAAAGAUACACCCGGCGUAAAAAUCUAUGUUUUUGACAGCCAUCGACCAUUUAAUCUUGACAACCUUACAAAUACAGACAAGAGACUAUUUGUUUUUGAUGAGGAUGAUGAUGAAAGAAAAAUGCGCAAAAUGAUCGAAGCACAUAAAGCAAACCAGGAUAUGGGAGAAAGCGACGAAAUGUCGAGUAAUCCGGAGUUCUCGGACGAAGAUGAGCACGGCAGAGAAUCAAGUAAUAGACCUCGACAGAGACGACGAUACAACGACGAAGUGGUUCAUUCACGAUCAAAGCGUCGUGCAUUACGGAGGCAACAAACACAGAUGCUGUCAGAGUAUUACGCUUCUGGCAUUUAUUAUGCUAAUUCUGUUGCGGGUGUAAUGUAUUCACUUGCCACAAUACUUUCUAAAACAAACAAUGAGCUGCUAUGGCUGGCGAUUACUGGCGUGACAGCGCAGUACGUAUUCGAACGUAUCGACACAAAAAAGUACUUGGAUAAAGUGCAGAUAUUCACCGAAGAUGUCUCACGGUUUGAUGUCGGACUUGGUGAGAACACUUCACAAUCAGCACUGGAGAAUAGAAUUCAUAUUGAAGAGGAAUAUCGAUUCAUGCUUUUCCGACAUUGGAGUUUGUAUGAUAGCAUGUUUCAUUCUGGUUAUGUGGCUAGUAAGAUGGGUGUGUGGCGAGAAUAUGGUCAGACCCGCUUAAAAAAUAUGUUUGCCAGAAUGGGAUUCUCAUUAACGCAAUGUCAGCAAGUAUAUAACCAUAUGGACAUGGAACUUAAAGAGACUCUUCGAGAAAAACUUGAAACAGUAGCACCUAUUUACGGCCUUACAGAUAUUUGUUUUCCAAGUUUUUUGAGAGAUUAUGGGUACAAACAACAGUUGUCAGCUAGUGAUGUAGUAUAUUCUCUUGCUGCACUUUUAGAAACAAGUCCAGCUGCUGCUCAGCACCUCGAUAAAACAGAAAGUACGAAUAAUACCGAAGAGAAUUGGCGAGAAUUAGAUGAAAUUGCACCUGAGUGUGUGGAUGGACUAGCGAGCGUAAGACGGAAGUGGUGGUUAGGUAACUUUUAUGCGGCUUUCGAUUCUCUGGGAAGUCCGGACGCUAUACAACGCGGAAUCUCACUUUGUAUGAAAACACAAAGGGCAGUUGUAAGGCAAGGCAUGACUGUACUUGCAAAGAAGCCUCCGACUUUCAACAAUUUUCGAAUGGUUACUAUCGGAAAAGGAGAAGACCUUCCUAUAUUUCAACAUCCACUUACUGUAUCCAAACUAGCAUUAUUCUUAACCGAUGCUUAUCGCGAACAAGGCAAAAGAAAUUUACCUUUGGUGAUUGCAUCUUUGGACGAAGAAAACGAUUCAUACCUUAUAGUAUCAAGUACAGGCGCAAACACAUUCGGCGACACUCGUAAAAAUCCCUUUGCCAUUGCAUUCCAAGACACAGCUUUAAAAACAAAAGCAAGGGCCUCAUUCGACAGCUUUGAGGCAUCCAUCCUUCAAAUCCACAAGAGCGAUUUAGAGAUCUUCUUAGAGAAUUUGUAUGGUCCAUCUUAAUAAAUACAACAUUCGCAUUCAUUCCUAAAAU
This is a messenger RNA of Phycomyces blakesleeanus NRRL 1555(-), 1919 nucleotides long. RefSeq lists its product as hypothetical. Gene Ontology annotation, molecular function: DNA replication origin binding; chromatin binding; single-stranded DNA binding. Gene Ontology annotation, biological process: mitotic DNA replication preinitiation complex assembly; DNA replication initiation; double-strand break repair via break-induced replication. The record is from RefSeq and is a predicted model, not a curated record. Gene Ontology annotation, cellular component: DNA replication preinitiation complex. NCBI's taxonomy places the organism in Eukaryota, Fungi, Mucoromycota, Mucoromycetes, Mucorales, Phycomycetaceae. The transcript has 10 exons. Bases 50 to 1888 code for a protein of 612 amino acids.